AUUAGUUUUCCUAACCUAAAUGUAUCACAUUAAAAUUAUUUUGUAACCUCUACUUAUUUCGAGUUCAUAGUUUAACAAACAAUAAGAUCUGUUUAAUACCUCGUAAAUCAUGAAAGUUUUAUUAAUAUAAAUCCUCGGACACUAUAAAAAAUUUGAGACUAAAAUAAAUUCUUUGUCUUAAACUUUAUAUGUUAACCUAUAAAAGAUUAUCUCAGUUUAUGAACGAAGAACUAUAUUAAAAUUUUGUUAAUAAUUUUGUAAUAAUGAAAAAUCGAUAAAUGCGAUAGAUGAAAGUACGACAUUUCUUUGCGGGUAUCCUUAUAGGCAUCCCUAUCGGGAUCACUUUUUUGGAUACAGUUGGUUACAUAGCCAAGGUAGAAGGAGUUUCUAUGCAGCCAACCUUAAACCCUGACGAAAGAUAUCCUGAUUAUGUUUUUCUGAAUCGCCGAGCAGUUCGUACACAAAAUAUUCAACGCGGCGAAAUAGUGACUGUAAAAUCUCCAAAAACUCCAGAACAAAUUUUGAUUAAGCGAGUUGUAGGACUUUCUGGAGACAUUGUACGCACACAUGGCUAUAAAGCAGACAUUCUACAGAUACCUGAAGGCCAUUGUUGGAUAGAAGGUGACCAUAUUGGACGUUCCAUGGACUCUAAUACUUUUGGACCAAUUUCUCUUGGAUUGAUAACUGCUAAAGCUACUUCCAUAGUCUGGCCACCUAGCCGUUGGCGAUACCUUUAUCCUUCUAUGACAAAUCAUAAUUUUCCAUUAAAUUCACCAAAAGUACCCGCUAGAUAG
Molecule: messenger RNA, 794 nt
Organism: Bombus pyrosoma
Lineage: Eukaryota; Metazoa; Arthropoda; Insecta; Hymenoptera; Apidae
Product: mitochondrial inner membrane protease subunit 2-like
Exons: 3
Coding region: 288-794 (168 amino acids)
Biological process (GO): mitochondrial respiratory chain complex assembly
Cellular component (GO): membrane; mitochondrial inner membrane peptidase complex
Molecular function (GO): serine-type endopeptidase activity
Source: RefSeq, a predicted model, not a curated record